GCGGAGGGUAAAUUGGUUGACAUCCUGGCGCAGCGUGAAAGCCACAGCAGGGAUGGCCUCUCAAACCCCCAGCAGCCGGAAGUUGCUGACGAGAAGGACGAGGGGGUCGAGAAUCUAAGACACAGGGUUCAAGUCCUUAAUAAUGAGAUCACCGAGCGGAUCGCCAAUGCAAAGAGAGUUCUUGGUAAUAGUCGUCCUAGUGCCGGUAUGGAGCCCGGGCCCGCGGCGUUGGAUAGCACUGCUGUCAGUGCAGCAGCGACUCGUCUGUCCGGAGAUGGUGACCAAGGUGCAGUACUGGGAGGUGCGGAGAGGACGAUAUUAAUCGAGUUGAUAGAGACGAGCAGGGAAGUGGCGGUAGAGGCCGAGGGCUUGGAGCCUCAGCUAUCGGCUGCUGAGGAGGCAGUGAGAAAAACAGCAGCCGAUACUGAGAGUACGCAGAGAGAGGCUGACGCUAAAAGGGAGCGCCUCGCCGAAAGUAUCGCAGCGCUGAAGAUGCAGGAUGACGAGGCCCAGGAGGAUCUGGAGCAAGUCAGUGAGAGUCUUGCGGCUGCAAAAAGGAAAAUAGACGAAGAGCGCAGUGCUUUGUUGGGAAUAUCGAGUAAAUUGGCCGAAAGGAAAAUUAAGGGCGCCCAAAUUACGUCCUCCGCGUCAAACAUCCUUGACUUUUUCUCAACUAGGAAAUACGAAAUGAGGGAUGUUUUCCUCAGAAUGUAAUACUGCAACCUUUAAGAAAGACAUAUUUCAGGAGGAGGAGGAGGUUGAAAAGCAAGCCAAAGACAGGCUCGCGGAGGCGGAAACGGACGCCAAAGACCUCGGUGACAGAGAGAAGAAAGCGGAGGCCGCCGUCAAAAGCCUAGAAGACCUGCACAUGAUGCCGCCCAGAGGAGACGCAGAUCUUUGGCAAGAGAACGCUGAGUUCGAGCAGCUUGAGAGCGAGAUUGCAGCAGGGCGCGUUGCUGAACAGAGCGUUUUUGAUUCACUCCAGUUAAGGCUCACGAUAGAUCAUGACUUUGUAUCUUAUUUUCAGCAUUUCAACACUCUGUUGACUUGUUGUCACCAAGUAAGUAGUUAUCACUAAGUAAGUAACCAUUGUAAGAUUCAGUAGGCUUCUCCCGACGACCUGGAAGCAGUUUUGUGAGAAUUGGAUUCAGUUUUAACUUCUUUUGCAAAAGAAAGACAGUGUAAUGAAGAUGAAUUAUCGCACACUUGCUCUAAUCCACAGGGAGGCCGAAAUACAAGGCGAUGUGGAGAAAGAAGCUGAAGUUCGAACGCAAGAAGUAGAAGAUCUGGAAAAUGCUCUCAGAGGACUAGGUCAGCAGGCAGUUGGCGGUGCUGGAUCAGAUCCAGGAUCAGACUCAUCCGCGUUUGAUUUUUGGAACCUCCAAACAUCUCCAUAGGAAAAUAAUGGUUGGAGGCUCUAAAAAUCGGAAGAAUAUUUUCUGGGCUUCGAAGUUUUUGAUUCGGUGAUCUCAAGAAUAUUGACUUUUGAACAACAUGCAUUCGAAGAACAUCAACAACACGCGUCUAAUAUAGCUAGUUGCGUGGUUAUGUACUUACAUUUGCAGACUUCCUUGCGGGGUUUUCUAGCCUCUUCCUUGCUUAGAAAGUCUAAAUCAUCUACAGACGGACAGCCUGAAAGUAGCAGACGCUGCGAAAACGGAUGCCACUGCAGAAGAAACCGCUGUUGAAGGUCUUCACAGAGAACUUCGAGAUGCGACGAAUAGCCGCAAUACAGCCAGAGGGACUCUGGAUACUGCGAGAGAGGGCGCUAGUGAGAGCGGCGCGGCAGAAACUGAGCUGGCUGAAACUCUUGAGAAUCUGAG
This is a messenger RNA of Amoebophrya sp. A25, 1823 nucleotides long. NCBI's taxonomy places the organism in Eukaryota, Dinophyceae, Syndiniales, Amoebophryaceae. The record is from the annotation of a GenBank genome assembly.